This is a messenger RNA of Colossoma macropomum (tambaqui), 1229 nucleotides long. Its product is annotated as ankyrin repeat domain-containing protein 66. The record is from RefSeq and is a predicted model, not a curated record. NCBI's taxonomy places the organism in Eukaryota, Metazoa, Chordata, Actinopteri, Characiformes, Serrasalmidae. Gene Ontology annotation, molecular function: protein binding. Bases 300 to 845 code for a protein of 181 amino acids. The transcript is spliced from 4 exons.
UGUAGUGCAGCGUGUUGUGAACCGAGCUAACAUUAAUAGAAAAUUAAAAUACUUUUGCGGGCCGGAUUAAUAUUUGAUACAUGGUGAUUAGACGGACUGCUUGUGCGUAUGAAAAUAGCCAAUCGUAUAGCAGGAGGCGGGAUUAGUCUGAAUACGGGUGGGAAAAAAUGCCCACCAUGUGUUAAGUUACCGAGGACAGUUUCCAUGGGACAUCUUAGUGUUAAUGACGCGUUGCCACAAACAGCGAAGACAAAAAAGACAGAAAGCGAGGAAGCGUUGGUUAAACUAAACCGGUGCAGAUGACCGAAUUGCACCAGGCAGCAGCAGUGGGAGAUUCUGAUCUCGUGCAAGAAAUUGUGAAAAGAAAUAAGUGCAAUCCCAACCAGAAGGACAGUGACUGGAACAAUAAGACACCUCUGCACUGGGCAGCGGCUAAAGGCCAGACGGAGGUAGUUAGGAUACUGAUUGAAAAUGGAGCAAGAUCUUGUCUUAGAACUGAUAAUGGAUGGACACCUGCCCACUUUGCUGCAGAGUCAGGAAAGCUUCCAGUGCUGCGAUAUUUGCAUUCAGUUCGUGCCCCCAUAGACAUGGAGGACUGCUCUGGAGACAGACCUAUCAGGAUUGCUGAAAUCUAUGGGCAUAGAGACUGUGUUCAAUUUCUUGAAAAAGCAGAAACUGAGUGCAGGGACCACCGGCGUAUGGCACUGCUGAAAGGUCUCCCCCUAGAUGAGACUGAUGAUGACUGGGAGGAAGAAAGAAGAGAAGCGGACCAGCAGAAAAGGGCAAGGAGUCAUAAAAAUUGCUUUGUUUCUACGAAAAAGAAGGACAAUUGCAAAAGUCCAUAAAUGCAAGUAAACUGACAGACUCUCUUGGCAUUGCAAACAAUAUUUUAAUCUUAAAAUAAAAAGAAAUUACAAAUAAACUCACCACAUUUUCCACACAAUAUCAAUCACUUAUAAUGUAAAAAGGUAAUUUCAGUACAGAAUGCUGCAUAGCACGCCCUUUGCCCAUUAAAAGUACCUGUUUCACUGAUUUUCCACAUACCUUUCGAUAAUUAAGUCAUUCGGGAGGUACUGCAUACGUUAAGGCAAGUUAUAAAAUUCUAGGUGUUUAAUAACAAGCUAUGUUGUACAUAAAUCAAUAUUUAAAAUAACAUGCGUCUCACGGUUGAAAUAAGUAAAUGUAUAGUUUUACAUUACAAAUGUGACAUAAUAAACAUACAGAAGUCA